This is a messenger RNA of Cuscuta epithymum, 7460 nucleotides long. The record is from the annotation of a GenBank genome assembly. NCBI's taxonomy places the organism in Eukaryota, Viridiplantae, Streptophyta, Magnoliopsida, Solanales, Convolvulaceae.
GGAUGAACUAGACUUGAUGAGGAACAUACACAAAAAAUUUGAGCAAAAAAAAAAACCACCGGGAAGGCCCCCAAAUGAAGGAGACCGGACAGGGCUCCUGUCCAGAAAUUCCGGACAGGAAUAAUCCUGCACACAACAUAAGAUUUAUUCUCCGUGUGUAUAGUCUUCAUUCAUUUCACCCUCUCUAAAGUCACAUUAUCAUCUGCAUAGAUAUCUACAUUUCAUUUUCUAUUCUGUGUGAGAAAUAGAGGGGACUCUCUGUCUCUCUAGUUUCAACGAAUAAUAUUAUGGGAUUAUUGUUAAGAUCGAGAAUUAUGAAGUUGGUGAUUGACAUGAAUGAUGAAUAAAUGUGGGAUUAUUGUUAAGAUCGAGAAUUAUGAAGAUGGUGAUUGACAUGAAUGAUGAAUAAAUGUUAUUAGACGAGAAAUCUUGGCGUGCCUUUUUGUUUGGACACAUGCAAGAUUGCAAGUAUAGACAGUCUCAAAGUGGCAUAUAGCUUUGCAUUGCUAUUUAAACCUAGAAGGACUAAACAUUCUAAAUUUCUCAUUACAACUUAUUGCAAGUGAUGAGUGAACAUAUAACAUUAAGCAUGAAAGUAUGUUUGUCGAACUAUUCAAACAGGUAUGAUUAAUCGCUUGGGGUAAGUCACCCACGAAGCACAAUUGGUAUUUUGAAGCAACAGAAUGAAAUUUGAAAGAUAUACUUUUGAUUUAAAAAUUAUUUUUCUAUGUCAGAAUUUUGGAUGAAUAUUACUUGCCUUUCCAAAUGGCACUAAGCAUGAUAUCAUAUAGACUGUCUUUAAGAUCGUAAAGUGUUGACAAUGACUUGGAACAUGAUACUUAGUAAUGUGGGAGGAGUUUCUGUUACCUAGAUCUUUAUAGUGGAGUUUAAUUUUACAAAUAGGCAAUGGUGUUUUGGGGAACAAUGUUUAUAAGUGAGAUCAAUGGGUAAAUUCUAUUUUUCAUCCUAAAGCCCUAAAGGUAUCUGUUGGGAUAUAUUAUCCCGGCCUAUUACUGUUCAGGAGUCCAAGGCUUUACGUAGUACGGAGCCCGAGCAGCUAGGCCCAUUUCGGCCCAUCCGGCCCGCUUUAGCCAUUUGGGCCCACUCCGGCCCAUGCGGCCCAUUAGGGUGGAGAGCAUCCCCUUCCCCUAUUCUCUAUAAAUAUGGGAGUUUCCCUCCAUAUUAGGGAUCCCUUCUUUCUUCCUUCUUCCUUUAGAAUAGCUCAAAUACUCCAUUGAUGGGAGUUCAAAAUGUACUAUGUAAUGGUGAGGAGAGUCCUAAUGAGAAUGAGAGGACUUGGACAUUAGCCUAAAAAGUCUCGUGGUUUUCUCCCUUUCGGGUUUCCACGUAAAAACUGAGUGUUCAUACAUAUAUUUACUAUAUCGUGUUGGAUUAAACUCAACACUGGCGCCGUCUGUGGGAAUCUGUCAAAAAAGAUUCAUGUAUUCUGCUGUUCUUGAGUUUCUCCGAGAAAAAUUCAUACGAAGCGGACUGAUUUCACCAAAAAAAGAAGAAAAAUUUCUGGAGGGAAGAUUCAGGGAAGUCAAGUCUGGAUUUCUCCAGAUCUGGGUUUGGGGUCGCCGGAGCCGUCGUCACCCUUCCCGCCGCGGUGGACCCUCCGGUGAGUCAGCCGCGCCAGACGGAGACCGAUGCAGCAUCCCAGGUCUCAAGAUCUCGGUUUCAGGAGAACUCCUCCUCCGCAGCACUGUUCAUCGGUUGGAGCUCAUUUCCCCAACUUCGACACAGCACCAUCAUCCGUCGUCGGCAGCGAGCCGGUGGCCACUCCUCCGUCUGGCCACUCGCUGCUCGGGCCCCAACUCCUCCGUCGACAAGCCUGGGAAGGAAUUCCGGCCGAGAGUUCCUCGAUUUCUGCCAUUAAUGGCAGCUUGAAGUUCAGAGAAUUACGCUUCAUGGUUCGGCCAAACCUCCACCAGAGACUAGCAGCCGUGGCCACCCGUGCUCCGCCGCAGAAGCCAUCUCCACCGUCAUCAAGCUGCAUGUUCCGCUUGGUUGGGGUCGACGAGCCUACAAGUGAAGUAGGUUCUUCAUCUAGCUGUCCAAAAGAUACUCCGUAUAAAUUGCUAGGGUCACAAGCUGACCACGUCCUGCAAGUUGAGGCCACAUAAUGGGAUGCCAUUUUCCUUGGAGAGAUUUUGACCAAGUCAAUUGGGGAAAGGGGCUUGAUCUCAAUGCACCAGAAACUAUCUGGCCGAACCUAUAACUCAAAAAGCUAAGUACCGAUCCUUUAAGUUGAUAUUUUCGAUUAUUAAUACGGAGUAGUUGGAACUAUUAGUAAUGCUAGUAUUUUUAUCACCAUUAUUUAAUAGGGAGCAAAUACCCCAAAAUUAAAUAAUGUCGAGCAAAGCUCAAAUGAGUAAAGCUCUAGUGAUAAUUAAUUUCACCGUCAUUUUAAUUAAUGAUGGGUUGUUGUGUGCCCGUUGGCCCGCUCUUGAUCGGCUUUAAUUAGCGAACGGAGUAUACCUGAAUGGCCUUUGAUAGGAUAAUAUCAUUGCUGUUACCCGUUAUAUCACUAUUAUUUAUUAGGGAUAAAAUGUCCCGAAUUAAAUAAUGUGGAGCGAAACUCUAGUGAUGGUUGGUUCAGCCAGCAUUUGAUUGAAUAUUUAAUUUCUUGUGGGCCCGUUAGCCCACUCCCGAUCAGCUUGAUUAAGCGAUCCGAGCGUCUCCAGUAGGGCGAUGCCCCGACGACGCAUUUUAAUUUGAGGGUUGCACGUUAGUCCGCACGGCACUACGUGCCCGAUCGACGAUCGUACCCCAAUAUCAUCUACGCCAUUAGGCGCGAAGUGACUAUUGCCAAACGCGGCCUGUGGGGCCCGAAGGCACCAAAGCACCCAACCUCCUUUUUCUGAGGGCAGUGCGACCAACUUGGGUCUGAGUUUGAAAACUCACGGACCGAUGAAUAUCUCUAUGUGACGUUCGGCGGGCUGCCAAUUGGCCCCGCCGCGAGCUGCUACGUCCAUUAACCCCGCACGAUGAGCCGGGCCGAGGGUCACGAUGACCCAUAGGCCGGUAAUCGUGGAUGUUAAAGAGGAAGCCAUGCAGAUGGUUAUGUGUGUAUACAUAUUGUCGGGCCGUGCGGCCCGUUAUCAUGCUUAUUGCGCAGCUGAAGCCGCUCGACGCGUUCGAGCGAAAUGAUUAAAAGACGCUCGGCCCGAGUCUUGAAGACAUUCAGGGCCAGCUAAAGAGGAGACCAUCACGGCUGAGGACCGUGAGACGAGCAUCUCCACCCCAGAGACCGAUGGCCUAGGAGAGAACACCUAGAGGCCGAGGGUCUAGAGUGGACUACCACGGCGGAGGACCGUGAGACGAUCAUCCAUCAUUCAGAGGCCAAGGGCCUAGAGGAGACCAUCACGGCCGAGGGCCGUGAGACCAUCCUUACAUCAGGUCGGCCUCCCAUUGCCGACACUAUGAUAUCACGACCGGCCUCUCGGCACGGCGUGUGUUCCAUACUUGAAGACCGACCUCAUCCCCGCUCCUCGCGGAUGAGAGCCGUUGCUUGAUUCUCUCUGUCGGCCCCUCAGCGCCGACACCAUUAUAUCACGACCGGCCUCUCGGCACGGUGUGAUUAUCUUAUUUGAAGACCGGCCUCGUCCCCGCACUGCACGGAUGAGGACCGUUGCUUGUUUUCUCAUAUCGGCCUCUCAUUGACGACACCGUUGUAUCACGACCGGCCUCCCGGCUCGGCGUUCUUUCCAUAUUUGAAGACCGGUUUCAUCCUCGCUCCUCGCGGAUGACGGCCGUUGCUUGUUUUCUCAGAUCGGCCUCUCAUUGUCGAUGUUAUUAUACCACGACCGGCCUCUCGGCUCGGCGUGCUUAUCUCUUGAAGACCGGCCUCAUCCCCGCCACCUCGCGGACGAGGACCGUAGUUUGAUUCUUUCAGGUCGGCCUCUCACUGCCGACACUAUCAUGUUAUGUUCGGCCUCUAGGCACGACAUAUUUAUCUUUUGAAGACCGGUUUCAUCCCCGCGCUGCGUUGGAUGAGAGCCGUUGCUCGAAUAUAUCGGCCUGACCGGACACUAUUGUCAUCUCCAUUAUCAGGACCGACUGCUCAGCGACAUUAUGAUCAUUGUAUAUCGGCUCCCGAUGCCGACCUUCUUGAGUUAGCGAUCGGGCUCACCCCUCCCCCCAGGAGGGUGACCAUCGCCUUCGCAUGACGACCAGCAUUUCCAUCGCCUCGUCAUCCACUUCAUUUUGGUAUCCCACCACCAUUAUGUGUGACAUCACUUGUGGUCAUUCUUGGAAAUCGACGAACGUAUUUUCCUCCCUCAAAAAAAAAAAAAAAAAAGAAAAAAAAAAGAUGGGGAGAAGGGGAGAGAGAAGCUCCUAUGAGAGAGGGAGUCUUGACGAGGUAUGCCUGAUCUUCCUUCGCCGCGUAUGACGAACGUCUCCCGACGCGGAGGCUAGUAGGAACGUGGGGGGGGGGGGGGGGGGGGCUAGACGUACCAAAGGGAACCUCGGCAAGAUAAACCAGUUCCUCCCAUGACCCGUGGUUCGACAAACACCUUCUGCCAGAGCAGAAGGCUAGUAGGGCCACGAGCAUGGGACGACGAAGCAGGGAAUCCCGGCGUGGAUAAACCGGUUCCUCCUUGCGAUCGUUGGAUGACCGAACGUCUUCUUCGAAGUAAGAAGAUUAGUAGGACCACGACAGGGACGAACGAAGAAUAGGGAAUCCCGACGUGGAUAAACCUGUUCCUCCUUGCGAUCGUUGGAUGACCGAACGUCUUCUUCGAAGUAAGAAGGUUAGUAGGACCACGACAGAGACGAACGAAGAAUAGGGAAUCCCGACGUGGAUAAACCUGUUCCUCCUUGCGAUCGUUGGAUGACCGAACGUCUUCUUCGAAGUAAGAAGGUUAGUAGGACCACGACAGGGACGAACGAAGAAUAGGGAAUCCCGACGUGGAUAAACCUGUUUCUUCUCAUAGUUGGGAUGACGAACGUCUCCUGCGAAACCAGGAGACCAGUACUCACGAGACUUGGGAAGAACGAAGAACCAGUUCUUUACCGGAGUCUGUUGCGUGCCGAGUGUACACCGCUUAGCGGUCCGUACAUAGGACCACGGAUACGGUAGACGAACGAAGACCAGCCCCAUGGGUCAGACACGCAGGACCAGUUCUCCACCGGAGUCUGUUGCGUACCGAGUGUACACCGCUUAGCGGUCCGUACAUAGGACCACGGAUACGGUAGACGAACGACGAUUAGCUCCCCAGAUCAGGUAGGAGGGACAUCGCCCGGAUUUAUUUCAGGCUCACCAUUCCUUCCCGGAUGGAGUCCUGGCAGACGAUCGGCUUCUCACAGCCAAUCAGGAGAGAGACUUGACACAUCACCAGCACGGCCGAGGGCCGUGAGAGGCUGAGGGCCAUGAGAUGAUCAUCACUAUUUUUAUGCAUCACGAUCGGCCCCUCAGCGCCAUCGUGUCCUGAUUCACGGUUCGGAUCGCCCAUUUCCCUCCAGGAUGGCGACGACCGUCUUAUGCAGUACGAUCGGCCCCUCAGCGCCAUCGUACCCAGCUCACGUUCGGCUCGUCCAUCCCUUCCAGGGUGGCGACGAACGUCUUAUGCAUCACGAUCGGCCCCUCAGCGCCAUCGUGUCCAGAUUCACGGUUCGGAUCGCCCAUUUCCCUCCAGGAUGGCGACGACCGUCUUAUGCAGUACGAUCGGCCCCUCAGCGCCAUCGUACCCAGCUCACGUUCGGCUCGUCCAUCCCUUCCAGGGUGGCGACGAACGUCUUAUGCAUCACGAUCGGCCCCUCAGCGCCAUCGUGUCCUGAUUCACGGUUCGGAUCGCCCAUUUCCCUCCAGGAUGGCUACGACCGUCUUAUGCAGUACGAUCGGCCCCUCAGCGCCAUCGUACCCAGCCCACGUUCGGAUCGUCCAUCCCUUCCAGGGUGGCGACGAACGUCUUAUGCAUCACGAUCGACCCCUCAGCGCGAUCGUGUCCAGAUUCACGGUUCGGAUCGCCCAUUCCCUCCAGGAUGGCGACGACCGUCUUAUGUAGUACGAUCGGCCCCUCAGCGCCAUCGUACCCAGCUCAUGUUCGGCUCGUCCAUCCCUUCCAGGGUGGCGACGAACGUCUUAUGCAUCACGAUCGGCCCCUCAGCGCCAUCGUGUCCUGAUUCACGGUUCGGAUCGCCCAUUCCCUCCAGGAUGGCGACGACCGUCUUAUGCAGUACGAUCGGCCCCUCAGCGCCAUCAUACCCAGCUCACGUUCAGCUCGUCCAUCCCUUCCAGGGUGGCGACGAACGUCUUAUGCAUCACGAUCGGCCCCUCAGCGCCAUCGUGUCCUGAUUCACGGUUCGGAUCGCCCAUUCCCUCCAGGAUGGCGACGACCGUCUUAUGCAGUACGAUCGGCCCCUCAGCGCCAUCGUACCCAGCUCACGUUCGGAUCGCCCAUUCCUUCCAGGGUGGCGACGAACGUCUUAUGCAGCACGAUCAGCGCCUCUGUGCCAUCGUGUCUGGCUCAUGUUCGGCUCGCCCAUCCCUUCCAGGAUGGCGACGAACAUCUCUUAUGCAGCACGAUCAGCGCCUCUGUGCCAUCGUGUCUGUCUCAUGUUCGGCUCGCCCAUCCCGUCCAGGAUGGCGACGAACAUCUCUUAUGCAGCACGUCUGCCUCUCGGCGCUGACAUGCCCGGGUAAUCGAUGAGAGCCACCGCUUUCCAUCACAUCUCACGUUCCUUCUCCCAUACAUUGCACCCAUACAUUACAUGCAUUCAUGCAUUCAUGCAUCAUACCUCAUACAUUCAUACAUACACAUGAGCAUCGUGUUUUGACAGUACCGCGGCGUCGGUUUAUAGAUGCAUGGACCUCUAAGCUUCUCCGAUUGGAAAGCUCGAGUCAGAGUCCUUACUCCCGCCUGACGCAUUCAGGGGGAGUGUUCCCGUGGAGGAGCACCCUUCGCCCGACCCUGUUGAGAAGGGGGGUGCCUCACCGGCAGAUUACGUUCAGGAGUGCAGACACUCACUCAUAUAUUAUGAUUAUGUGAAGACACAGUUUCCAGCAAGACAGAGGAAGAGCGCAGGCAGAGUAUAUUUUCUCGAGCAGAUUCGCGAGCUCACUACUCAAGAAACUGGGGGACUUGUGUUGGGAUAUAUUAUCCCGGCCUAUUACUGUUCAGGAGUCCAAGGCUUUACGUAGUACGGAGCCCGAGCAGCUAGGCCCAUUUCGGCCCAUCCGGCCCGCUUUAGCCAUUUGGGCCCACUCCGGCCCAUGCGGCCCAUUAGGGUGGAGAGCAUCCCCUUCCCCUAUUCUCUAUAAAUAUGGGAGUUUCCCUCCAUAUUAGGGAUCCCUUCUUUCUUCCUUCUUCCUUUAGAAUAGCUCAAAUACUCCAUUGAUGGGAGUUCAAAAUGUACUAUGUAAUGGUGAGGAGAGUCCUAAUGAGAAUGAGAGGGCUUGGACAUUAGCCUAAAAAGUCCCGUGGUUUUCUCCCUUUCGAGUUUCCACGUAAAAA